AUGGGAAAAUCACUUUCUCACCUGCCUAUGCACACAUGCAAGGAAGAUGGCUGUGAUGGAGGCACAGUGUCUGAUAAUAUGAGGAACGGGUUAGUUCACUCGGAAUCGCACAACGAAGAUGGCAGAUGUGGAGAUGUAUCGCAGUUUCCCUACGUGGAAUUCACGGGAAGAGACAGCGUCACCUGCCCGACUUGCCAGGGAACAGGAAGAAUUCCACGAGGGCAGGAAAAUCAGCUGGUGGCAUUAAUUCCAUACAGUGAUCAGAGACUGAGGCCAAGAAGAACAAAGCUCUACGUGACUGCUUCUGUAGUUGUAUGUUUACUGCUUUCUGGGUUGGCUGUAUUCUUCUUGUUUCCUCGUUCAAUUGAUGUUGAAUACAUUGGUGUGAAGUCAGUGUAUGUCACCUACGAACAGGGUAGACGUAUAAUAUAUCUAAAUAUUACGAACACACUAAAUAUAACGAACAACAACUAUUAUUCUGUUGAAGUGGCAAAUAUCACAGCCCAGGUUCAGUUUUCAAAAACAGUUAUUGGCAAGGCACGGCUAAACAACAUCACCAACAUUAGUCCUCUGGAUAUGAAACAGAUCGACUAUAUGGUGCCCACAGUCAUACAAGAUGAAAUGAGCUACAUGUUUGACUUCUGCACUUUAGCAUCUAUCAAAGUGCAUAACAUAGUAGUGAUGAUGCAAGUGACAGUGACAACCUCUUACUUUGGCCACUCUGAGCAAAUAUCCCAGGAGAGAUACCAGUAUGUGGACUGUGGAGGAAACACAACCUACCAGCUCGGCCAGUCAGAAUAUUUAAAUGUACUUCAGCCUCCACAAUAAAAGCACCUGUUGGUUGGUGUGGAAUGACUGCUGUUGAUGCUUGCAGAGAUCCUUUGGGAAGGACUGGUACUACAUGAAGGGGAGGGUAUGUGCAUGUAAAGCAUAGCGAACAUGGUGACCUGUUCACUUUAGAUGCAAGGAGGGAAAAGGUGCAAAAUGUACAUAGAUGCACUUGUUAAAUGUUGUGUUUUCCCCUUCUGUUUGCUUUCUAUUACUGUAAGCACUUCUGUCAGGUUGUGUGGUGGGAGGGAGAGGGGGAAUAUCAGAUUCUUGGACUGAAGUGGGACCUUUCCUUACAGUGUGGUACAUCAGCUUCGAGUAACUGUGUAUGUCUGUGUUUAGGUGAAAUGUGUCACUAAUGAGCAUUUUAGAAAAAUUGAUACUGAUAAAUUUUAAGUUUAUACUUUAUUGCUUGAUAUUUGACUAUUGAAACUGGCAGUAUUACUACUUAAGUAACAAGAUUGCUUUGAGGUAUCUGGGUGUGAAACUUCUCUUAGUAAUCCAGUGGCAAUGGUUCUUUAUUUUGGGAUUCUACUUCUUUGCUAUACAUGAUUAUAGGUGACAUGCAGUCUGUGAAAGCUAGGAAAGCUCACUUGGAUGACACUGUACUUGAAUGUGUAACUUCUAAAAUCUGGCAUUCUUUUCAUAUUCCCUCCUGCUACCUCUGGGAAGUUAUAAGGAGAACGUAUGUUGUUAG
This is a messenger RNA of Opisthocomus hoazin, 1525 nucleotides long. NCBI's taxonomy places the organism in Eukaryota, Metazoa, Chordata, Aves, Opisthocomiformes, Opisthocomidae. The record is from RefSeq and is a predicted model, not a curated record.